Molecule: messenger RNA, 7182 nt
Organism: Candoia aspera
Lineage: Eukaryota; Metazoa; Chordata; Lepidosauria; Squamata; Candoiidae
Gene: SASH1
Product: SAM and SH3 domain containing 1
Exons: 20
Coding region: 132-3773 (1213 amino acids)
Biological process (GO): positive regulation of non-canonical NF-kappaB signal transduction; positive regulation of JUN kinase activity
Molecular function (GO): mitogen-activated protein kinase kinase kinase binding
Source: RefSeq, a predicted model, not a curated record
AAGGACGGGCUAGGAGGGCUGGACUGGCGGCCAGACGAGAGGAUUUGAGGCUGCGGGGUCGCCCUCGGCCAGCGCCGCGCUCCUGUGCGAGGCUCGCGUGUUGAGCCCCACUCGCUGACAGAAACCGGGCGAUGGAGGAGGAAGAGGAGCAAGCCUCGGGCGCGGAGUCCCAGGCGGGCGCGAGCGGCGGCGGCAGCAGCAGCAGCGUGCCCGAGAGUUUCUCCAGGCUCUGGACGGAUGUCAUGGGGAUCUUGGAUGGGUCAUUGGGCAACAUUGAUGAUCUGGCUCAACAGUAUGCAGAUUACUAUAAUACCUGUUUUACCGAUGUGUGUGAAAGGAUGGAAGAGCUGCGUAAACGAAGAGUAUCCCAAGACCUUGAUAUGGAGAAAUCUGAUGCCAGCUCCACGUCCCUACAGCUGCAAUCCCAGAUUGAAGAAUCCCUUGGCUUUAGCAGUAUAGCAUCCACACCAGAAACAGAAAGAAAGUUCUCUCUUCAUAAAUCAAGCUCUGAAGAAAGUGCAGUUGGUAAAGUAGAUUGGAAAAAGAAGAAUAAAUACUUCUGGCAAAACUUCCGAAAGAAUCAGAAGGGACUAAUGAGACAGUCUUCAAAAGGAGAAGAUGUUGGUUAUGUGGCAAGUGAAAUCACAAUGAGUGACGAGGAGCGGAUUCAGUUAAUGAUGAUGGUCAAGGAGAAGAUGAUUACUAUUGAGGAAGCUCUUGCUAGGCUUAAGGAAUAUGAAGCUCAACAUCGGCAGUCAGGAAACAUGGAUGCAUCUGAAUGGUCUGAUAGUCCUUACCCAACUUUUGAUGUUUCUUCCAAUUGCAAUUCAAGAGAGCAAUCAGAUGAUGAAUCAGAAGAAUCCGUGAAGUUUAAGAGACUGCAUAAGUUGGUCAACUCAACUCGCAGAGUGAGAAAGAAAUUAAUUCGGGUGGAAGAAAUUAAAAAGCCCAGCACUGAAGGUGUGGACGAUCACUCCCUUGAUAUUCCUGCAGGACCAGAUGGCAGACCAGCACUUUACUCUGGAAUUCACAAGAAACAACUCUUUUUGGAUAACUCCUCUGAAAAACAGCCAGAUGAUGAAAGUGACUCACUGACCAUAUCUCCUUCAUCCAGCAGCCUGGACACUUGGGGUACCAACAAGAAAUUGCUUAAGACCUUCAGUAAAUCUGAUAGUCGUGGCCUUAUAAAACCCCCAAAGAAGCUUGGGACAUUCUUUUCCUAUCCAGAAGAGGAGAAAAUACCAAAAGUUUGCCGUUCUUUAACAGAUGGAGAAAUGAAGAACCUUGGCUCUCUCAAUCAUGGGAGAACCUGCAGCUUUGGUGGCUUUGAUUUGGCAAAUCGUUCAUUGCACAUUGGAAACAGUUCAGAUCAGAUUGGCAAAGAUGGUGAUUUUGUCUACAAAGAAGUGAUCAAAUCCCCUUCGACUUCCCGCAUAUCCCUUGGUAAGAAGGUGAAAUCGGUAAAAGAAACCAUGAAGAAAAGAAUGUCUAAAAAAUACAGCAGCAGCAACUUGUCAGAGCAGGAACUCAAUCUGGAUGUAAGGGCAGAGUCUCUUCAGGCGCCACAGCCAGAUACCGAUUCUUUGGAUAAACCAAAAUUGAAAGCUGGUGGUUCAGUAGAAAGUUUGAGGAGUUCCCUAAGUGGCCAGAGCUCAAUGAGUGGGCAGACAGUAAGCACGACAGACUCUUCGACCAGCAAUAGAGAGAGCGUCAAGUCUGAAGAUGGUGAUGAUGAGGAACUUGCAUACAGAGGGCCUUUCUGCGGCCGUGCCAGGGUUCACACUGACUUUACCCCCAGCCCUUAUGAUACAGAUUCCCUUAAACUCAAGAAGGGUGAUAUUAUCGAUAUAAUUAGCAAGCCUCCCAUGGGUACCUGGAUGGGUCUUCUGAACAACAAAGUUGGUACUUUCAAAUUCAUCUAUGUGGAUGUGUUAAAUGAAGAAGAAGAGAAACCUAAAAGGCCCACAAGGAGGCGCCGAAAAGGAAGACUACCUCAGCCCAAAUCUGUUGAGGAUCUCCUCGAUCGCAUCAAUUUAAAGGAGCACAUGCCGACCUUUCUUUUCAAUGGCUAUGAAGACUUAGACACCUUCAAGCUCCUGGAAGAAGAAGAUUUGGAUGAGCUCAACAUUCGGGAUCCAGAGCACCGAGCUGUUCUCUUGACAGCGGUGGAGCUCCUACAGGAAUAUGACAGUAACAGUGACCAGUCGGGCUCCCAGGAGAAACUCCUUGUAGAUGGCCAAGACCUCAGUGGAUGUUCUCCCCGGGACUCAGGCUGCUAUGAAAGCAGUGAAAACCUGGAGAAUGCUAAAAUGCGACAGCCUUGUCUCCUGCCCUCAAAAUUAGCCAGUGAAUACAGUUUUAAGGAUUUCCACCAAAACCCACUGGUGAGUUUUCCAAAACUACCCUUAACUAAAUCAACAAAAGCUUUUCAACAAGAAGAGAAGACCCAGUUCAGCUGUGUGCAUCAAAUUUCAAAAAGCUGUCUCAAGCCCCCAGCAGCCAUGGGCCUCAAGAAGAAAGGCAGAAGUUUGCCAAUUGGUAUCUAUCGAAGCUGGGAGAUUUUAGAAAGUACCCCCAGUAUGCCCGUGUGGCCAAGAUCCCAUUCUCUUGGAGAUCUUCAUGGAAACAUUGGCACUGAUAAUAUAAAAUCAGUGAAUACCUUACCUCUGGAUUCAACAAAAAAGUCAACUGAUUCUGAAGAUGGUGAGCAGAUGAUAAAACUGUUGAUGGCUAAUCAAAGAAAAGGGGUUGUUGAUGCACUUAAGGGGAAAAAAAGGGAAUUCCACUUCUCGGCAACCAUGCCUUCUGCUAGAAUGCUUCCUCGGUGUUUGACUCAGAACUGUGAUAUUCAGACACCUUCACUUUCAUAUGGUAUGACCUGGACUCCCUUUGAAAGUUGUAAAAAAGGCACCCUUGAUCUUGGAAGAGCUAAUCGUUCUAUCUCCAAAGAGAAUAUGGAAACUGAUCAGAAGGACGUGGGUGAAGCAAAAAUACAACCAAAAGCAUCUUCACAGCCACCACCAGUCCCUGCAAAAAAAAACAGAGAGCGCAUUUCUAAUGGACACUGUCAUCUCCCCUCAGCUCUUUCUUGUUCAGAUGUACCGUCUUUGCCAGCAAAAAAACAUAACCCGCCUGGCUCCUCCAGUUCCCAUGAAUUGACUGCAUGCAGAACAUUUCCUGAUCAGGAACCCAAAAGUCCUUCCAGCAUAAGGCCUCCUUGGCUGUCAGACCUUCCAGAAACAGCUAGUGUCCAGCAACAUGUGCUAAAGCUAGAUCCUUCUUCAGUAAGGAAGAUAUCCUGUAAUAGAGGACUGGAUCUUGAAAUGUUGAUAGAAAACAAGCUGCAGUCUGAAGAUAUCGAUCUUACAGAGGACCCAUAUUCUGAUAAGCAUGGCCGUUGUGGGAUUCCUGAGCCUUUGGUGCAAAGAUACGCUGAAGACUUAGAUCAGCCUGAAAAGGAUGUUGCUACGAACCUGGACCAAAUACGGGUGAAGCAGCUGAGAAAGCAGCACCGUAUGGCAAUUCCAAGUGGUGGCCUCACUGAAAUUUGCCGAAAACCUGUAUCCCCUGGAAACAUCUCUUCCAUAACCGAUUGGCUGGUUUCUGUUGGCCUGCCAAUGUACUCAGUCUCUCUCAGAGCUGCAGGAAUCAAUGACUUAAGUAAAGUGCCUUCUCUAUCACAAACUUCGCUUCACGAGGCCGGCAUCACUGAAGAGAGGCAUAUAAGCAAGCUUUUAGCAGCAGCGAGACUUUUGAACCCAGAGACAAUUUAACCCAUUCUGGAAUAUAGUAUCUCUCUGUUGGAAAACCUACCAUUUCUUUUAAAAGCAGUUUCAUCAUUAAUUGCCCCAGAACCAAGCAAAUCUGGUCCUUGAGAAGGCUGGAGAUCUUUGAAGUUCCAUCCCUGCUUUGCAUAAAACUGUAGCAUCGGCUCUCCACAAUAGAGAAGUGGUAUCAUCUGAUUUUUCCUCAAAGAAAAGGCACAACAAAUUAUUUUAGUUUGCUAAGGACUUGUAGGCUUGCUUUUGGCCAUUACAAAAAAGAGCUAUUCCUACAUUCUUGAAAAUUCAACAAGAACAACAGCAAACAUCUACAGUUUUUCUCCCAGGAAUGAGAGGAGGUAGUAGAUAGUAGCAAAUAGAUUUUGUUUUUUAAUCCGUUCAAUUGUGUCCGAUUCUCUGAGUCCCUACAGUUUUCUUGGCAAGUUUUUUCAGAAGUGGUUUGCCAUUGCCUCCUUCCUGGAGCUGAGAGAAAGUGACUGGCCCAAGGUCAUCCAGUGGGCUUUGUGCUUAAGCCAGGACUAGAACUCACAGUCUCCUGGUUUCUAGCCUGAUGCCUUCGCCAUUACACCAAACUGGCUCUAGCCUCUAGAUCAGUGUUUCUCAACCUUGGCAACUUUAAGAUGUGUGGCUGGGGAAUUCUGGGAGUUGAUGCCCACACAUCUUAAAGUUGCCAAGGUUGAGAAACCCCGAUCUAAAUACUUUGGUUCUAUUCAAAGGCUAAAGUGUAGCUAACUGACCAUUAAGGAUUUUUAGCCCUAAACAUACAUUCAAAUUUAUGUAUCCUACUGAUACAUAAUUACGAACAAAUGUAUUAAGGAUUAAAUCUCUAACAGAGGUUCUUUCCUCAUCCUUUCCAUUUCAGCUAUUUAUAUAAAAAUAUAUUAACAAAGCUCUACCUUCCCAGCAUAGCUUCCCAGAUGGCAGAACUGGAGGACAGAGCUGAGGAGCAUACAGCUUUCAAGCUUCCCUACAAAGAGAAAAUGAGGCAUAGACCAAUAGCUGAUGGCCACAGAUUCCCAUCUGACUGUAGCUAGGCCAGAGUUCCAGAGCAGGUAUAGCUUAUAGCUUAUCUUCAUUGCAACUUACCAAUUUUUUUAAAGCUCCUUCUUUGUUUAGAAUAAAGUCGAUUUUUUAAAGUUUUGUUUAGCAACCAGUUUUAAUUUGCCUUAAAAUGCUUUUGAGCAGUUUACUUACCAGCCUCCAGGUUCACAAGACCUUUCGUUGUUGCAGUUUUAAUUUAGCAACAGACUUUUAGUCUAAAGAUUUGCUGUAUCUCGUAACAUCUUUUGUAAAGUUGCUGUUUUUGAAAUCACAGACUUUAGUUCUCAGGCUAACAGGAUGUUUAUAGCAGUUAAUGUUGGUUGGCAUUACUAAAAGGCUGAAAGAUAUUUUGCCUUUUGUAUGUACAUAAAUAUAUAAAUAUGAUUAAAAAUGCUUCUCCAUGUUAAUUGCAAUUUUGUGUACUGUGAUGCAUUGUUGUUCAGUUUGCUGUAGCUUUGACUUGGUAUCCUGACUAUAUCAGUGGGACUUUGGUUUCUCCUUCUGCCCCAGAAGAAAAGGUUACUGACUGAAUAAGCAAAAUACCACCCAUCUCCUAGAGAAUCAGAAAAAGAAUUCUAUUUCAGUUUUUUGUUGGGGGGGGCUCAAGCUGUAAUUCCUGUAAGAGUAGAUAAAACACGUCUAUCGCUAGGUGUUGAAAUGACUUACUAGAAUGGGCUGCUAGAGCAAACUGGUUUUGUUUUUUUCUUUAUGGUACCAUGUUCUUGUUUACUAAAACAAUUAAACUAUACAGUGUAAAAUCUCUUUCUUGUUUCUGUGAAUACAGAUAAACUUUAUUUUUGUACAUGAUUGGACAUGUUGUAUACCAAAUAAGCUUGACACUUCGAUUGUCCAGUAGUAUCUACUAACUAUUAACUAGCUACAAUAAUGAAGGUUUUUCAGGAUAAGUAAUGCCCCAAUAGUUUGAAGAUGCCAUGGACUCAAUCUGAGCUUGGGAAGGUGAAGCCCAAUUUCACGUAGGUUCUCAUCACCUCUCUGUGCCUCCCUUUGCAUUACCUCUAAAAAGGAAAUCGUUUUACAACUUCAAAAGUGCAAUAUUCAGCUUAGAGCAUUUCUGCGAAGUGUAAUAUUGCCUUUCCAAAAACUCUUUCUCACCAGGUACCUUUCUGCUUUCUUCUUCCUUUAAGGUAUCAGGUAUCUGAGGAAUUUUACUAAAAACAAAAACUCACCUCUCCAACCUUCACCUAUUUUAUUCGUUUACUCUGACAAGCACAAAAGUGAUUAAAGAUUUCUGCUCACUAAAGAAAAAAAGAAUUAAGAAAAGGAUAUAAACAAUGCCACUAUGGAUUCAUGUUUACAGAAUUACAGAAUGAAAAAAUUCAAUAUUUUAUACAUCUCAAGAAAUACAUUCAUUAGGAAGGAAACAGUUUGUUAAACUAAGAUCAGAGGUUUUUAGACACCAUUCAUACACAAAUCCAACGCUAGUUUUGUUGAUAAUUGCUAUAUACUGUUUUAAAAUAAUUUUAUUGUGUUUAAUCUUUUGUUUCUCACACACACGCACAUAUAUACCCAAUUCUUAUGUAUAAGAAUUACAUAUUAUUAUAGUAUACAACUGACGCAACUGCUGACCAUUUCCCCAUUAUUCAUAUUGAUUCUGAAAAAACAUUAAAUAAUUUAGUAUUUCAGGUUGCAGAGGAAUUCUAAGUAAUACAAAAACCCCUAGGUUGGAAACGGUCAACAUUAAGCUAGACUCUUGUAUUGAUCUUCUACAGACAAGUAAGGCCAUUUUAAUAUCCAUGGAGGAUGGUUUUUAACCAGCAAUUAAUCAAAGAGUCAGCAGGACAUGCUUCAUGGUCCUCCUGAGUAUUGUUCUAAUUAUAAGUUUGCCUUCCGGUGCAAGUGAUAAUGCUGUAAAUAAAGAUGCUAGAGCACAAAUCCUCAUUAAUCUUAUUUAUGCAAACUGUAGUGCAGCAAUAAAGGUCAGUUCACCAAGUCAUAGCUGUACAUAUGUAUUGUAUUAUUUUUAAGCAACAUAUUUUGUCCAUGCUAAACCCUAACUGCUAUCUCUCUUUGGGAAUAAAAAAAAAAUAAGCAAAUUAUGUAACAACUAACAAAAGUUGCACUUUCUGUAUAUGAAUCAAUAUUUAAAUAACUUAUUUUUCUCCCAUUUACUGUUCUUAAAUAAUGUAAGUAGAUGUAAUAUACCAGCAUCAAUAUGUUCUUGCAAUCUGCUUCCAUUGGAGAAAGUUGUAUAAAAAGAAAAAAAAAUCUUACGAAUGUGUAUAGAUUACUGUGCUGUUUUACUUAGAGAAAAAGAAGCAACAAAAUGACUUUUCUGUGUAUGAAAACAAUUCUAUAAUUAUGUUCUGUUGUUCAAAGAAAAAUAAAAUUCAUGUUCAUA